UUAUUUUUCAACCUUCCGUAAAUAUAAAAACCAAGAUAAGAGGAUAUUCUAAGAAAUUCCUGCAAUUCGCAAGACAGCCAAACCUUGUGCAAGCAAAAAUGGAGUUAAAAAAUAAAUGGUAGACAAUAAAAUGUGAUUUUAUAGCUGGCAAAGUAGAAUUAAUUAUCAGGUCUCAGUCGGGAAAGUACAAAUUGAUAAGAAAGCGCGUAGAGAGUCUAUAUAAGCAGAGGCCCGGCAAUUGUUCGAUUCACAGUCAAGAUGCAGAGCUUUUCAGUAGUAGCAAUCAGUCUGGUUCUUUUGAGCUUGUCGGCCGUUCAGGCGAAUAACGUCUCGGAAUCCAUGGAUAACUACAUCCUCCAGAACCAGCGGCAGUACGACGCCAAGCUUAAACUUUUGGAGGAUCAGCUGGCCAACUUUAGGACCCUGUUUGCCAAGCGGAUUGAGGCCCUCAAUAUGCAGGCAGAUUCGAUGCAGUUCAAACUGGAGGAGGCCGCCGCUCGCCUGGAUCCCAUCACUCUGAUCGAUCCCUGGAGCAAACAGUGUGUUCAGAACUAUAGCGUCGCCAUCCCAACGAUCGCCAGCGCUCGAUCCUCUAUUAUUAAGUGUGCGGAAAACCUCAAUGGGGUUUUGAACUCACCCGAGAGUACCUACAACUCCCUUAAUAGUUACUAUAAAAAUAAUUUGAAGAACGCUUUGGCACAAUGUGUGAGGCUCCAUCCGAAUGCCCACUUCAAUUACACGCUCUGUGUGUCUAAGGUGAUUGGUGAUGCCAAUAAGUACACGGUGACCAGCCAGAAUAACUUCAAUACUUACCUCAAAAGUUCCGAGUGCACCGCCGAAAGUCGCAUUCGAACUUCCUGGCAGUGCUCCUUUGGACAGGUGUACUCCAUCACCUCCAGCGUGGAAGUUGCCCAGCGACUCGUGGAAUUAUGCCUCGUCAAUCGAGAGGUUUGCGGAUCUGUUGUCUGCUCCCAGCCCUCUUGUCCCAAUGUCACGAACGUAACUCUGGCGGAGAUCAAUCCUCGCAAGGAAACCAUCAACAACCCCUUCACAUUUGUGACCAAUGGUAUGAACUGCCUGACGUUCAGGAUUACUGGUUAAAUUCGCAGACCGGUUAAAUCAUCAUACACCGUUUAAAGCAUAAGAGGGCUAAUACUUAUUGGUAUUACAAAAAAAGUCAUUAUUUUUAUUGGUGUGUUAAAUUCCAAUCUUUUUAAAACUAUUAUUGAGUAGCUACGGUUUUUUUAAUUAAAUGAAUAGCUAAAUAAAUGUACAUGAACAUUAUCACAAACAA
This is a messenger RNA of Drosophila rhopaloa, 1294 nucleotides long. RefSeq lists its product as uncharacterized. Bases 259 to 1101 code for a protein of 280 amino acids. The record is from RefSeq and is a predicted model, not a curated record. NCBI's taxonomy places the organism in Eukaryota, Metazoa, Arthropoda, Insecta, Diptera, Drosophilidae. The transcript has 2 exons.